Messenger RNA from Pogona vitticeps (central bearded dragon), 6060 nucleotides. The record is from RefSeq and is a predicted model, not a curated record. NCBI's taxonomy places the organism in Eukaryota, Metazoa, Chordata, Lepidosauria, Squamata, Agamidae.
AUGGGCCUGUAUACUUUACAAGCCUUUAUUUUAACUUUGCAUUCCUUUAUUCUCAUUGCAGGGGAACACUUGAGAAUCUGCCCUCAGGAAUAUACAUGCUGCACAUCAGAAAUGGAAGACAAGCUCAGUCAGCAAAGCAAACUGGAAUUUGAAAACUUGGUGGAGGAGACAAGUCAUUUUGUACGUACAACAUUUGUGUCCAGGCACAAGAAAUUUGAUGAAUUCUUCCGAGAACUACUGGAGAAUGCAGAGCGAUCCUUAAAUGAUAUGUUUGUACAGACGUACGGGAUGCUGUACAUGCAAAAUUCUGAAGUGUUCCAGGACCUCUUCAUAGAACUGAAGCGAUAUUAUACAGGAGGCAAUGUGAACUUGGAGGAAAUGUUGAAUGAUUUCUGGGCUCGGCUAUUAGAGCGAAUGUUCCAGCUCAUAAACCCCCACUAUCAUUUCUCCGAGGACUAUCUAGAAUGUGUGAGCAAAUACACAGACCAGCUUAAGCCGUUUGGAGAUGUACCCAGGAAACUGAAGGUUCAAGUGACCAGAGCUUUCAUCGCUGCACGGACCUUUGUUCAGGGACUGACCGUAGGCAGAGAAGUGGCUAACAGGGUAUCAAAGGUCAGCCCUACCCCAGGAUGCAUCCGUGCACUAAUGAAGAUGCUGUACUGUCCUUACUGCCGGGGACUUCCCACUGUGAAACCUUGCAACAACUACUGCCUCAACGUAAUGAAGGGCUGCCUUGCAAACCAGGCUGAUUUGGAUACUGAAUGGAAUCUCUUCAUAGAUGCUAUGCUUUUAGUAGCAGACCGAUUAGAGGGGCCAUUCAACAUUGAAUUAGUAAUGGAUCCUAUCGAUGUCAAGAUAUCUGAAGCCAUCAUGAACAUGCAAGAAAACAGUGCACAUGUCACAGCAAAGGUCUUUCAAGGAUGUGGACAGCCUAAACCAGCUCCAGGUUUAAGAUCUUCCCGUUCCAUUCCUGAUAACUUCAAUGUCCGUUUUCGUCCCUAUCACCCUGAGGAAAGACCAACAACAGCCGCUGGUACAAGCUUGGACAGGCUAAGGACUAUCUGGAGGACAAUGCAACAUGGUGUAAUUGACAUUAAGGAAAAACUGAAGCUGUCCAAAAAGUUCUGGUCAACAUUACCCUACAGUAUAUGUAAAGAAGAAAGAGUGACAGCUGGUCUGUCAAAUGAGGAAGACUGCUGGAAUGGGCAUACCAAAGCAAAGUAUCUACCAGAGAUCAUGAAUGAUGGGCUUACCAACCAGAUCAACAAUCCUGAAGUGGAUGUGGACAUCACCAGGCCUGACACCUAUAUAAGGCAACAAAUCAUGGCCCUAAGAGUCAUGACCAACAAACUCAAGAAUGCAUACAAUGGAAAUGACGUUAACUUUCAGGACACAAGUGAAGAGACCAGUGGCUCAGGAAGUGGGAGCGGUUGCACUGAUGACAUUUGCCCAACUGAAUUUGAAUUUGUCACCACAGAAGCCCCCCUCGUCGACUCAGACCGAAGGGAAGUGGACUCUUCAGCAAGCCAUCCUAGCCAAUCAGGGCUCACAUGGCUUCUCGUCUGCCUGGUCCUCCUGUUGCAAAGACAGUGCAGAUAAUCCUGGUUCUGACUAGUGGUGACUGUCUUUUAGCUAUUGAGGAAGAAAUAGAACAACACAGCCAACUUUCUCCUUUUCUUACGCUCUUGGACCAUGGACCGUGCCACAAAGACAUACUGUUUUCUACCAGAAGAGAGCAGCCUGCUCCCCCUUUGUGCUUUCCCAAAGAGUACCAGGUGUCAGAGUGGACUGUUUUCCCUCCUUUUUUUCAGAUAGCUGUGAAGACAAUGUCCAUGCCUCAGAGAUCUCUUUCUCACAAUUUUUAUUACAGGAUAAAUUUUUGAAGCUUAAUUUGCUUUUAUGCUGCAGGAAGAGGGGGGGGGAGUUGUUAUUUAGUGUACAAGGAGUGGUUUUCCAUGACAGAAAAAGAGAAGAGAAACAAAGGUGUGUUAUUCAAAAUCAAGCAAAGCCCAAGGCCCAUAACAUACAAAACCCAAGGAAGAGGUGAAGCUUCUUUUCCAGGAUGCUUCCAUAUUGCAUGUCAGGUCACCACAAUGCUGUUGAGCACUGAGGGAAUAUCUUUGAGUUUUGUCUUCUGUUUUGUAACACAGAAACCAGUCAAAGACUGGCCCUGCCAUUAUAUAGAAUAAGACCAUUGCCUCUAGCCACUGAUACGGGGUGCAGCAUGGGGCAGACACAAGUCCAUUCUUCCUGAGCCUCCCAGACAUUCCCCACAGUUGGAGGACAGAAAUGGCUGCACCUCACUGCCUGGCCAGCACCCCCUACAUUCAUCAGCAGUCCUUGGGUAUAAUGGAAGACUCUGUCCCAUCAUCAGUGCUGUAAUAAAAGCCAACUGCCAGCCCAGCUGCUUCUGUACAUAGAAUGAAAGAGGGAGGCGCUAUCUUGCUUUUGCCUCAUGCAGCAAAACAUCUUGAGCCAGCCAUAAACAAAUGUAUGCUUUGGGCUCUGUUGGCCAUAAACAGAAUCUUUGCCCUUAGGUUUGAAACAAAAUAGGAAAACUAUUAGUAACAGUAUAACAUAAUUCCUCAGAAACCUCAUUUAGCCCAUGUCUCCUUUGAAUUCUAACAAUGCCUCCUAAUUGCUUUACUUUUUAUCCAUGGUAUGUGAUUGACACAGGAGUCCACCAGGUUGUCCAGCAUCAUCUGUUCGUGGUGAAGUCUUAACAAUUCUUUAAACUUUUUAAAUUCAGGUCUUUAUGACAGUGGGACAAAGGUCUUUUUUUUCCUUUAGCUGCUUGUUUGGCAGCAAUUGUGUUCAUUACCAAGCCAAAAUUGUUUUCAAAGGAAAUGAUAACGGUAACUGGAUUCCUAUGUUAGUUUUUGCACAGAAAUGGCAUCCUUUAUAUCAGUUUCUGUAUCAGAAGGGAACUCUGUUGCUAAAGUGUUGACACAACUUAUAUAUAUAUAUAUUAUCAACAUGCAAAAUUUCUUUCACUUUUUUAGUCUUAGUAUGACCAUCUAUUUUUAUAUAUAUAUAUAUACAGUAUAUCACAGAUUUUAACUUCUUAAUUACAAGCUCAGGGUUGACACAUAUUUGUAGGGGGGAAAUGUUUUGUCAACCAGCUUUUAUCUUUUUUGUGUUGCUUAGGAGAAGGUGUCCUUUCAUGAUUGGCAGAUGGAAGGAUCAAAGAAGAUAAUUUAUUGUGCUUUCAGAUGUCCAUUUCUUUAUGGAAAUUCAAAAUGGGAGAGGGAUGUUAGCCCUCCUUCAUGUCUGUGCAUUUGUUCAUGCAUAAACAAUUCAGACAUGAAAAAACAUGGAAUGAUGUGACUUCAUAAGAGGAAAAAUGUACUUUUAGGUGCUUUCAUCAAAAGUCUGUCUAACUGCCUCUAUGGUUAUGGGAUGUGAAAGAAUGUACAUAAGCCCAGGGUUGUGAUCUGGUCUCAUAGGAUAUUAGUGUAAACUUCUCUCUCCCUUGUUAUGCUGCUUGUGACCCUCCUGCAUGCUACUGCCAACUAUCCAGUAGCUGAUGUUCAGUAGCCUCAGUAUGUGGUAUCAAAACUUCUCCUGCUAUGAAUAGCUUGGGUACCAGGAAUAGAGAGAGCUCUAAGACACUUCUGCUUGAUGCAAGGUGAGGUACUGAAGGACAUCCCAGUGCAUGGCACGAACUUUGUGCCUAGCUGCUAAGCCUUAACAUGAGGAAUGUCUAACUGAGGGAAAAGGGAUUUCUGUCUGAAUCCCUCUACACCCAAGUGUAGAGAGGCAGGUGGGUUCCCACCCAGGGGAUCUCUAUCCAUGAGCACCCAGGCAUAAGCGAGGUCCCUACUACCUAAACCAGCCUAGUCAAAAAAGGAGUGGUUCAGAUGAGACAGCCUUGUUUUGAUGACCCUUCUAGUGUUCAUAAAAGAAGCAGUUAGUUAAACAUUUUCAAGGAAGCCACUCCUGUUGCCUUGAAGGCAAUGACCAUGUAAACUGUACACAUUUCAAAAUAAUGGCUUUUGUCAUCUAAUUAUAAUUAGCUGUCAAUUUAGUAAUGAAAGUAGUAAGCUCACAGCACAAAUGUAUAAAUAUACUUAUGCACUUUUACACCUCCUUCCCCUAACAUGAAUCAUACAUACUGCUAAUGAUUAUAUACUGUGUCAAACAGGAAAAGAAAAAUCCAAAAUGUUAAUUCUCAAAGGCAGAGGGAUUCCUCUUUUUCAUGAUUUAACAUGUUCUAAAAUCCAAAUGUGUCAGUUCGAUCCAGAGUUAGAUACAAUUUUUCUUCUUGAUGAUGAUGAUGAUGAUUUAAAAUCACAUGUUUACAGGCACAUUUUUGACUGAACAUCACCCCAUUGCACAAAGUCAUCUUUUGAUACAAUUCAGUCCAAUUUCUGGGAAAGUGGCUGCUGGUGGUGUGUAGCCUGUGUAAGAGAGUCCCAUUCUUUUCAAGAGGACUUGAGCACGGCUGACUUUCUCCAGAUGGGCGGUUUUAUACCCUUGCCCCACUUACUCAGCCUCUCUGACUGAGACUGUGGCUGUAACGGACUGUGCUGAAUCGAAUCAGACUGAGAGGCCAGUUUCUGCACACUGCCUGACUGGCAGCAACUCCCCAAGAUCUCAUUCAGAAGCUAUUUCUGGACCUGAAGAUAUCAGGGAUUAAGCCUGGGUUCUUGUCUGUGCAUACACUGGUCUACUGAGCUGUAAUCUCUUCACCUGGCAAAAGUGCUAAGGCAAAGGAUAUAGCUGACACUAUAACAUGUUUUCCACCAAGUUAUCUUCCCUCGGUUAUUAAAACUAAACCAUAUUCAUUAUUUGUGCUCAUUUGACUGAUACCCACCCGCCCAAGACAUGUGUAUACAAUACAUUUUUAGAGAGAAAUGCUACCAAGAGCAUAUAUUUCAGAACAAUGGUUUCGUAGUUUUGAGUUUCCUCCAUGAUCAAAUUGAGAUAUGACCACAUUUGUAUUCAGUGCUUCAAACACCACAUGAUUCGACUCCCACCACUUGGCAGCAGAGCAUCAGAAAAAUGUGAGACAUAGGGAUGUAACAAAGCAGCAUUCCUAUGGCAAACUCUCCACACAGCCAUAGCUGUAAAUAAUGAAAACUGUUGUCACGCAGCUGUCUGCCCAUUCCAUGGAAAGCCAUGUACACACAUCUGUAUUCCCUUGGCAGCUACAAAUGGAGCCAUGGAUGCUCUCUACACUGAGAAUAGGAAAGCUUUGGUCUUCCAGAUGUUUCUAACAUCAUUUCCCAGAUGCCUCAGCCAUGAUUGUUAUGGUAAGGGAUUACAGUUGUUGUCCCACACAUCUAGCAUGACAACAGCUCUUCCACAUUGUUCAACAUAGAAAUGGUUCCCACAGACCAGGAUGGAGAUCCUGGAACGUCUGCAGUGAAGGGGUCCUAAGAGCUCAAGGAUAUUGUGUUGAUUUGAGAACUCUCUCCUACAUAAAUGUCUACAUGACAGGAGAGCAGCCCCUGUUUCUUUCAACAGCACACACCUUCCUGCUCCAGAAUGUCAACAUAUUCAAAUAGUGGCUCCUUUCCCAGAAAUGCAUUCAGCUCCAAGGAUCUCAUCUUCGCCCAGCCACAAAGGUAGCAAGACAUCUAUCAUGAGAUGUGCUUGCAUUGCCAAAGCAUACCUCUGAGAAUGCUACCCCUUCAACACAAAGGCUGAAACAACAUACACCUGUGAAUCCACAUGCUUCCUUUAAUACACUCUUGGCCAAUAGAGCAAUUGGUCAGAUUAGCUGCUCACUGCUCUUAUGCUUCCCUGCUGCUUCACUGUCCUUAUUCCAGGACCCAGAUACCUUAGUAACCAUCAUAGUUUGCACCAUGCUGCUGCCGCCUACCUGUUAGUCUCUAUCCUUAUUCACUGCAAGGAUUUGAAAGUCCUCUCCUCACAUCCAUCAUGACUGAGUUAUGAUGACUCCUUUAAUAGACCCAGGCCAUGGCCAGAAAAGAAGCCAUCAAUGCAAUCAGUAGGGCCUUUAUGUACUACAGCUAGUGGCUGAGACUUGCCUCAGAAUGUGUCGUUUUCUGUGUCAGUAGUUACAUACACCUUAGCCUAUAGCAGUGAUGGCGG